Messenger RNA from Hyaloperonospora brassicae, 1023 nucleotides. The record is from the annotation of a GenBank genome assembly. Lineage: Eukaryota; Oomycota; Peronosporomycetes; Peronosporales; Peronosporaceae.
AUGCCGCUCUUCCUCGCGAAUUUGGCCAUGUCGAGCUACUUCCUCGCGCUGUGCUACGUGCUGCUCACGGCAAUGACUGUGAACAAGUACCUCGAAGUGCGGCGCGUGCUCGAGCGCCACCAGCACACGACGUGGAGCACUGUGCAGCUGCUGGUCCUCAGUGUCGCGCUAGGCGCUUUCUUCCGGUCCGCUACGUUCUCCACGCUGUGCAUUUUGGACUCGCAAGCGACAGCUGACUUGCCCACGGGCAUCCCCCGUGCGAACCCAUGGACUCGUGACGCGCUGCCGCCGUCCACUUAUGGGCGAGGAGGCGCCACUGGCACGACAGGGGGAGACGGCGGUCACGCACAGGCAGAGCUCGACUUUUACAAUAAGGUCGUGGCCGUGCUGUUCAAUUUGCCCGACUUUCUCUUUGUGUCGUCGUACUUGUUACUGGUGCUUGUGUGGGCAGAGGCGUUCCAGUCGUCGCGACGCCAUUGGUUCUCGGCUGCAGCGUUCCGACGCAAGUGGAUGAUCUUCUACCUCGUCUUCAACGGAGGACUAUACUUGACGCAGCUGGUGCUGUACGCGAGUCUGUUUCUCUACGACAAGAACGGCAUCUUUGAUGACGACAAGGAAGAUCGUCUCAGUGUUAUCCCAGAGACGAUUUUCUACUUGGUCGCAGCGGCAGACUUGUUUCUUCCGAUCAUCAUCUUCUCGACGUGGCUGUACUUGACGCUCUCUCUGUCGGGAUUCCCCAUGAAGUCGCAAUCGGCAGAGCUCCGACUUCAGUGGGUGGGCCGACUCGUCAUGGCCUGGAGUGUCGGACGUAUCCUGUACAGUGUGAUGACACUUCUCACAUUUACCAAGGGAUGGUUCAACGUACAUCGCGAAGACGCUUCGGCACAGGCAAUGCUGCUCGUCGUGGUGUUUUUUGCGGCAGAGCUGAUUCCCAUUUACUUGACACUCGACAAACGUUUGCUGGCAAUGCUAUCGAUGGAGAACUACGAACCGCUGUUAGCAGGCUCUCUAACUGAUCGCUAG